UUCCCCAAGGCCGUCUGGAAACGUGAAUUCUGGGUAGUUGAUCCUCCCGCAGCCUGGGGCGGGGCGGUCUCAGGCACUUCCGCUCGGGUGGCCAGGUUGCUACAGGCUCUUCCGUCGCUGUGACACUACCAGGCACAGAUCUGCCUCAGCAGGACUCUAUUCCCAGAAUCUGUACAUCUCCAGAAGUAGCAAGAGAAAAUGACCACAUUCAAGGAGGCAGUGACGUUCAAGGACGUGGCUGUGGUCUUCACGGAGGAGGAGCUGGGGCUGCUGGACCCCGCCCAGAGGAAGCUGUACCGAGAAGUGAUGCUGGAGAACUUCGGGAACCUGGUCUCUGUGGGGCAUCAACCAUUCAAACGAGAUAUGGUCCAGUUGGUAAGGGAAGGAAAGUUUUGGAUGAUGAAGUUAGCAACCCAAGGAAAAGGCAAUUCGGGAGACAAAAUCCAACACAAGAUGGAGACUGUUCCUAAAGUGGAACCACAUGAAGAACUUUCCUGCUGGCAAAUCUGGCAGCAUAUUGCAGAUGACUUAACCUGGUGUCACGACUCCAUGAUAAAGAGUUCUCAAUUCCACAGACAAUGGGAUUUACUCAGCCACGUUGAGGCAGCACGGUCUAUAACCCACACAGGCCAGAAGACUUCCCUGGGAAAUGAGUGCAAAAAGAUCUUUAGUGAUACCUCCCACUGUGAUCUUCAACACAUAAACUCAGGGGAGAAGUCUCACACAUGUCGUGAGUGUGGGAAAUGCUUCUUUUAUAGCUCAGCGCUUCGUAUUCAUCAGAGAGUUCACCUGGGAGAGAAACGGUAUAGGUGUGAGGAGUGCGGUAAGGAAUUCAGUCAGAGCUCAUGCCUGCAAACUCAUCAGAAAAUCCACACCAUAGGGAAGCCAUUCAAAUGUGGGGAAUGUGGGAAAGGCUUCAGUCGUAGAUCAGAACUUAGUAAUCAUUGCAGGUUACACUCGGGAGAGAAACUUUAUAAGUGUGAGGGAUGUGGAAAGGCCUUCAUUAAUGCUUGCCAUCUUCAGGACCAUCAGAGAGUCCAUACCGGGGAGAAGCCAUUCAAGUGUGAUAUCUGUGGUAAGAACUUCCGUCGUAGAUCAGCACUUAAUAGUCAUUGUGUGGUCCACACGGGAGAAAAACCAUACAAGUGUGAGGAGUGUGGGAAGUCCUACACUUGGCGUUCACGUCUUCGUAUCCAUAAGAAGGUCCACAUGGGACAGAAACCAUACAAAUGUGAAGAAUGUGGAAAGAGCUUCUUUUCUAGGACACAUCUUUAUUAUCAUCGGAGGUUCCACACAGAGGAGAAACCUUAUAAUUGUAAGGAAUGUGGGAAGAGCUUCAGGUGGGUCUCACCUCUUUUGACACAUCAGCGAGUCCACAGUGGAGAAAAACCAUUCAAAUGUGAAGAAUGUGGGAAGGGAUUUGGUCAGAAAUCGUGCCUGCAAGCUCAUCAGAAAGUCCACACCAGAGAAAAGCCAUACAAAUGUGAGGAAUGUGGGAAGGGCUACAAGACGAGCUUGGAUCUUGAUGUGCACCAGGGUGUCCAUUUGGGAGAGAACCCAUACACCUGUAGGACAUGUGGUAAGCACUUCACUAGGACCUCAAAUCUUAAAGUUCAUCAGAGAGUCCACACUGGAGAGAAACCGUACAAAUGUAAUGUGUGUGGUAAGGUCUUCAGUCAAUCUGGACAUCUAAAAUCUCAUCAGAGAGUACACACAGGGGAGAAACCUUACAAGUGUGAGAUAUGCAGUAAGCAGUUCAGUUCAAGUUCGUAUGUUAAAAUUCAUCACAGAAUCCACGUUGAGGAUAAAUCUCAUUCUGUCUCAGAUCUGUGCAACUCUGUGCUCUGCACACUGCGAGAAGUAGGAGGACCCGUGACCAUGUUCAAGGAGGCGGUGACGUUCAAGGACGUGGCUGUGGUCUUCACGGAGGAGGAGCUGGGGCUGCUGGACCCCGCCCAGAAGAAGCUGUAUGGAGACGUGAUGCUGGAGAACUUCCGGAACCUGCUCUCUCUGGGAGGAAAGAUCCAAAAUAAAAUGAAGACUGUUUUAGAAACAGAACCACACAAAGAGCUUUCCUGCUGGGAGAUCUGGCAACAGAUUGCAAGUGACUUAACCCAGUGUGAAGGCUCCAUGAUAAAGAGUUCUCAGUUCCCCAAACAAGGUGAUUCACCUGGACAGGUUGGGGCCGGACUGUCUGAAACUCACACAGGUCAGAAACCUGAUCAGUGCAGUGAAUUUAAGAAAUAUUUCAGUGAUGUCUCCAACUUUGAUCUUCAUCAACAAGUACACUCAGGAGUGAAGUCUCACACAUGUCGUGAGUGUGGAAAAAGCUUCUGUUACAGUUCAGCACUUCAUAUUCAUCAGAGAGUUCACCUGGGAGAGAAACGCUAUAAGUGUGAUGAGUGUGGGAAGGAAUUCAGUCAGAGCUCAUGCCUGCAAACUCAUCAGAAAGUCCACACCGUAGAGAAGCCAUUCAAAUGUGAGCAGUGUGGGAAUGGCUUCUGUCGUAGGUCAGCACUUAAUGUUCAUUAUAAAUUGCACAUGGAAGAGAAACCUUAUCGUUGUGACCAAUGUGGAAGGGCCUUCAUUCAUGCUUCCCAUCUUCAGGAACAUCAGAGAAUCCACACCGGGGAGAAGCCCUUCAAAUGUGAUAAAUGUGGUAAGAAUUUUCGUCGUAGAUCGUCACUUAAUAGUCAUUGUAUGGUCCACACGGGAGAAAAACUGUACAAAUGUGAGGAGUGCGGGAAGUGUUUCUUCUGUAGCACAAAUCUUCACAUCCAUCAGAAGGGCCACACGCGAGAGAAACCUUAUAAAUGUGAGGAGUGUGGGAAGGGCUUCAUUCAGCCUUCUCAUUUUCGGGCCCAUCAGAGAAUCCAUACUGGUGAGAAACCAUAUGUAUGCAAAGUGUGUGGUAAAGGCUUCACUAUGAGUUCAAAUCUUCAGGCACAUCAGAGAGUCCACACAGGAGAGAAACCAUACAAAUGCAACGAGUGUGGAAAGAACUUCGGGACGAAAACCCGUUACCAGGUUCAUCUGGUGGUACACACGGGAGAGAGACCCUAUAAAUGUGAAGUAUGUGGGAAGGACUUCAGUCAGAGAGCAUAUCUUCAGUCCCAUCUGAAGACGCACAGUGUAGAGAAACCUUACAAGUGUGAGGAAUGCGGGCAGGGCUUCAAUCAGAGUUCCCGACUUCAGAUUCACCAGCUGAUCCACACCGGAGAGAAGCCACACAAAUGUGAAGAGUGUGGGAAGGGAUUCAAUCGUAGAGCAGAUCUCAAAAUUCACUGCAGAAUCCACACUGGAGAGAAACCAUUUAAUUGUGAGGAGUGUGGGAAAGUAUUCAGGCAGGCCGCGAAUCUUCUGGCACACCAGAGAAUCCACAGCGGAGAGAAACCUUUCAAGUGUGCAGAGUGCGGGAAGAGCUUUGGUCGCAGUUCACACCUGCAAGCCCAUCAGAAAGUGCACACUGGAGAAAAGCCAUACAAGUGUGAGGAGUGUGGGAAGGGCUUCAAGUGGAGCUUGAAUCUGGACAUGCAUCAGAGGGUCCACACAGGAGAGAAACCCUACAAGUGUGGGGAGUGUGGUAAGCACUUCAGUCAGGCCUCAAGUCUUAAGGUUCAUCAGAGUGUUCACAGUGAGGAGAAACCGUACAAAUGUGAUGUGUGCAGCAAGGUCUUCCGCCACUCUUCACAGCUACAGUCUCAUCAGAGAGUUCACACAGGGGAGACCCCUUACAAGUGUGAGACCUGUGGUCAGAGCUUCCGUUGGCGAUCCAAACUUUCACAUCAUCGCAAAACUCAUGGUGGCAGUACGGUUUAUGAAGGUAACAAGAGUGGUAAGAACAUGAAGGAAUUGUGUGUGGAAAGAAGUUCUCCAAAAUGACAUUGUGUGAAACCCUGAAUUCUUACCAUCAUCGAGUCUCAUAAGAGAGAAAAUACUUGUUUGGUUUAGUUGGUAUUGAAGCAAUAAUUGAACCUAUCUCGGUUUUCACCAGAUCACACAGUGGAGAACCCUUAAGUGGUGUGAUACGUCUUUGUUCAGAAGCACUUAGAUAGUACUUAGGAAUAGAUUUUGGUCUGGCCUUUAACACAAGUAUAAUGGUGUGCAUGCCAGAAUUCAUAUGCACUAGAAUGUAAGCUGCAUGAGGACAGGGACUUUGCUGCUAAAUAUACGUAGCCCUCAAAGCUGGAGGCAUCAUAAUUCUGGACUUCAAGUUAUAUUACAAAACUGUAACAAACAAAAUAGUAUUGUACUGGCACAAAAAUAGACACAUAGGUCACUACAACAGAAUAGAAAACCCAGAAAUGAACCCACAAAUACAUGGUCAGUUAAUCUACAACAAAGCAGGAAAGACUAUCCAAUGGGAAAAAUAGCGUUGGGAAGACUGGACAGCAACAUGCAAGAGAGUGAAAUUGGACUGCAUUAUUCCCCCAUACACAAAAAUAAAUCCAAAAUAGAUUAAAGACCUAAGUGUGAGACCUGAAACCAUAAAAAUCCUUGAACAAAGCAUAGGCAGUAAUUUCUCUGAUAUCAGCUGUAGCAACUUUUUUUUCUAGAUAGAUCUCCUGAGGUAAGAGAAACAAAAGCAAAAAUAAACUAUUGGAACUACAUCAAAAGAAAAAGGUGCACGGCAAAGGAAACCACAAAACUAAAAGGCAGCCUACUGAAUAGGAUAUUUGCAAAUGGUGCAUUCGAUGAGGAGUUACUAUCCAAAAUAUAUGAAGAAAUUGUAAAACUCAACACCCCCUCCCCCAAAAAUCCAAUUACAAAAUGGGCAGAAGACCUGAUUAGACAUUUCUCCAAAAAGACAUCUAGAUGGCCAGCAGACACAUGAAAAGAUGCUCAACGUCUCUUCGCAGAGAAAUGCAAAUCAAAAUUACAAUGAGCUAUCACCUCACACCUGUCAGCAUGGCUAAACUCAAGAACAAAAACAACAGGUGUUGGCAAGGAUGUGGAGAAAGGGGAACCCUCCUGCACUGUUGACAAGAAUGCAAACUGGUGCAGCCACUGUUAAAAACAGUAUAGAGGUACCUCAGAAAAUUAAAAAUAGAACUGCCCUAUGGUCCAACAAUUGCACUAUUAGGAAUUUACCCAAAGAAUACGAAAACACUAAUUUAAAGGGAUACAUGCACUCCGAUGUUUAUAGCAGCAUUGUUUACAAUAGCCAAAAUAUGGAAAGAACCCAAGUGUUCAUAAGUUGAUAACUGGCUAAGGAAGAUGUGGUAUGUGUAUAUAUAUAUACGAUGGAAUAUUACUCAGCCAUAGAAAAGAAUGAAAUCUUGACAUUGGCAAUGAUGUAGAUGGAUCUAAAGGGUAUAUUGCUAAGUGAAGUAAGUCAAAGACAAAUAUGUAAUUACACUCCUAUGCGGAAUUGAAGAAACAAGAAACCAGCAAAGGGCAAAGGAGAGGCAAACCAAGAAACACUCUUAACUAUAGAGAACAAACUGAUGGUUAUCAGAAGGGAGGUGGGUGGGGGGAUGGUUUAAAUAGUUGAUGGUGAUUAAGGAGUGCACUUGUGAUGAGCAUCGGGUGAUAUGUGGAAUUUCUGAAGCACUAUAUUGUACACCUGAAACUAAUACACUGUAUGUUAACUAACUGGAAUUUAAAUAAAAACUUUACAAAAAAAAAAAAAAGUCUGCACAGCCUUAAUAUUGACUAGCCCUUGUAGGUGUGCUCUCCACCUGUAUGUUAAAUAAACAACAUAUGAAAAUUGUAUCCAGAGGAGGAAACCUGCAAAGUAAAUUUCAGUACAAAGCAGUACAUUUGUUGAACUGUAGAAAACCACUGGAUAUUACAAUUCACAACGUUAAUGUUACUCCUCUACUAAAAAUGGCUCCUCUCCACCCACAGCCUCUGUUCUCAAGUUGGGUUCUUAUCUGGGGCCCUGUGUACUUUUCCAAGCAUUGUAUACAGUUAUGUUGAACUGUCUUUUGUCAUUUUUCUGACACUACAGACUGAGAAAGUUUUGUUUUGUUUGCAAGGACUUAACUACAUUUCACACAGCUGCUUUUAUCUAUCAAUGUUAAGGCAAGAAUUUACUGUAACACUUUGAAAAUGUCACAAUUAAUUACCAAUAACAAUUUUCUUAACUGA
Messenger RNA from Neofelis nebulosa (Clouded leopard), 6093 nucleotides. RefSeq names its product zinc finger protein 234-like. The coding region runs from base 199 to 3882 and encodes 1227 amino acids. The transcript has 8 exons. Gene Ontology annotation, biological process: regulation of DNA-templated transcription. The record is from RefSeq and is a predicted model, not a curated record. NCBI's taxonomy places the organism in Eukaryota, Metazoa, Chordata, Mammalia, Carnivora, Felidae.